Messenger RNA from Argiope bruennichi, 3786 nucleotides. Its product is annotated as cytochrome P450 18a1-like. The record is from RefSeq and is a predicted model, not a curated record. NCBI's taxonomy places the organism in Eukaryota, Metazoa, Arthropoda, Arachnida, Araneae, Araneidae. The coding region runs from base 40 to 1206 and encodes 388 amino acids. Gene Ontology annotation, molecular function: monooxygenase activity; iron ion binding; oxidoreductase activity, acting on paired donors, with incorporation or reduction of molecular oxygen. The transcript is spliced from 7 exons.
CCAUCAUUUUUUUUUUUCAGUCCACGAAUCAAAUAGACGAUGAAUUUCGAAAAAAUCUUGAAUUCUUUCAGUUUGGAUUUAAGUUUUGGAACUGGCGGAUUGUCGCUUGUUGUUGCUAUUCUCAUACUAAUUAAUCUAUUCCAGGGAUUAUUGAAAUGGUUUACUAUCAACCUGAAAAAACCACCUGGUCCAGCUGGACUUCCUGUUGUGGGGUAUUUGCCUUUCUUAGGUAAAGAUCCCCAUAAGACAUUCUGGAAUUUGAGAGAAAAAUAUGGAAAUAUAAUAGGGGUUCAACUUGGUCCCAAAUACACCGUUGUGCUGAAUGAUUACAACUCGAUGAAAGAAGUCCUUUGUCACCCUGCUGCUUUAAACAGAGCUCCUGAUCUUUUCGGAGGAUUAGAAGCUGAUGGAAUAGUAACAGCUAAUGGCGAAAAGUGGCAGGAACAGAGAAAAUAUAUUACAUCAACAGCUCGAGAUCUAGGCCUUGGAAAAGGUCGGUGGGAAGAUCUUAUCAUGGAGGAAAUAAAUAUAUUCAUAGAGAAACUCAAAGAAUUGAAAGGAGAACCUACUGAUAUUUCUUCCAUUUUGAGCUGCUCUCUCAAUUCGAAUAUCAUUGCUAUGUUAGCAGGCCGACGACUGUCAGAUGCAGAAGAAAUUAAGCUGUGCACUGAGUUCACAGAACUUGCGCUGUUACUCACUAGGCCUUCGUCUGCCACCUCUGUUAUGCCCGGAUUGAGAAAGUUCUGCAAGUUUUUCAAGAUAGCUGGCUAUGACAGAUAUUCAAAAAUCAAUCGAAAAUUUGCAGAAUUUAUGAUAGAACAAAUCAACCGUCACAAAACAGUGCCAGAGUGCAUGUCUGAGAGAAAUUUCAUAAACUCUUACCUGGAGACUCUUUCAAAGAUGUCUGAAUCUGAAAGCGCAAAGCGUUAUUUUUCAGAAACUGAGUUACGAGGACACCUAACCGCUCUGUUUCUGGGCGGCAGUGAUUCAAUAUUAAGUUCCCUCAUCUGGCUGUUUCGACUCAUGUGCCAACAUAAGGAUGUCCAGGAUAAAGUUUACAAUGAGUUGAUGGAAGUUAUAGGGAAAGAUGGUUGGGCGCGGUAUGAAGAAAGAGAAAGGAUUCCUUUCACAUUCGCCGUCAUCAUGGAAGGCCAACGAUAUGGAAGCAUCACUCCACUCAGUGGAACAAGAUUGGAGCACCUCUAAAUAAGGAUGAGAAGCUUCCGGCAUGGUGAUUGGUUCCCGUCAACCCGAGGGUACACGAAAAGGUGGAGGUCUGGCUCCUCCCAUAGCUGACGGGACGUACUUCCUUAGGGAAGGGUUGUACCGUGGCCGGUGAUGGUCCUUAGGACUCAACCACAGUUCCCGCCAAUAUUUCUGUUGCGGCGGACCGGUCAUUCAGUAUUAUUUAUCCGUAUGCCUUCGGGCGAUUCGGAGUCACUGAUAUGACUUAAUAUAAAUAAAAGUCAUUGUAACUAUUUAUAUAUAUAUAUAUAUAUAUAUAAAAUAUAAGAAUUGCAUGCAUGUUUCCACAUCUCCUCCUAAAAAAAUGCCCCGGAAUUAACCGGGGCACGAUAAAGAUACGGAUAUACAAAUGUAAAAGGUUAGGGUUAAUACUUUUAACCUUCAAAGUACAAAAUAACCUUAAACCUUUCAAAGUUACCUUUAACCUUUAAAGUUAACCUUUACCUUUAAAACCUUUCAAAGAACAAAAAUGUAUUAAAUAUUCAAUUAAUUAAAGGUUUUUAAUUUGGGCAAUAAUUAAUUUUUAAUUUAAAACAAAAGUUUUGUCUUUUUUUACAUUUUAAACUACUCUAUCACUAUUAUCUUAAAUAUUUUCCUUUAUUUUAAUACUUAUUUUGACUUUGCUUUUGCUAGCCUUAUGGUAGGAUGUAAUUCUAGUUAAAUCAAAUCUUAAAUAAAACGCUCAAAGCAAAAUAACAUUUCUUAUACUAAAGCAUUUCUCAAAAACAACUGCAAUACUAAUAAAACAAACGUUAAAAACUUUUGGAGAAAAUUAGUUAUCGGCGGUUUUUAAAAACCAUUUGGUUCACAUGAUAUCCUAAUUUUAAUUUAAAAACAUUUGAGACGGCAAGAAAAGGAUUUUGUGAAUUGAAUAUUUAUACAAAAGCAAUUUUUACUUUAAGCAUAUUUACAUGAAAGGAUUUUCAUUUCUAACAGCGUCGAGUAUAUCAGCUCGAUAACAUAAGGAGUUACAACCGUGUUAUUACAUUUGUGUGUUGAUAGUUUCAUAACUAAGAAGAGAAUUUUACAAAUAUCUCUUACGAACGCUGAAUGGGUGCCAGACCAAUGACCUUCAGUCUUCAAAAAGUUCUCGAAAGUGUACGAAUUUUGGCCAUGAGCCGGGAAUCAUUAAUCCAACAUCCGUUAAACUUCCUGUAGAAUUAUCUUCCUGGAUAUGAGCCUAAUUGCCCAUAGAAGUAAUAAUAUGUAUUCGUAAUAUCAGAUAGAGCAAUUUUUACUUUAUUAUCAUGCGAGAACAUGUUGUUUUGGUUAGGGGUUUUGAAGCUCAAAAUCGCUUAGGCAGUGAAUAAAGCAUAAAUGGCAAUUUUCAUCAUCUUUUAAUCGCAUAUAUUUUUUUACCUGCUUUUACCAGUAUUGCUAUAUUAUUAAAUAUGCUUCUACAGCAGAUGCGUUUUUAAAAGGUUGAGGUAGAACUAUGACAUCAUAGUUAUUUCAUCUCAAAUCAAAGUUUCUAGCUGACAAAACUUUGUUUGCCAGCUAGAAAAAUUAAAAAUGAAAGUUUAAAAAAAUGAGAGAGACAGAGAGGGAUAGAGAAGUUUCAAACCGGUUUAAACUGGUUAAUGACUUAAAUUAAUUAGGACAAAUAAUGACUUAAAAGAUGAUUAUGUUCUCACAUGAUAACUUGAAAUUUGCGAUCGUAGAUUUCAUUUUAAUUUUUCUUCGGUUUUUUUAUUAUUUAGUUUGUUAUUUUAACGUUCCAAUUUGAGGCUCUCUUGAGCUGUUUUAAAACUUCCAUCUAAAGAAAAUUUAUAAUCAUUUUGAAAUCAGACUUCCUAUUUUCGGAAGUGUUUUACCUGAGUCCAUACAAAUUGUGAUGAAAUGUUCUAUGGCUUUAUUAAAUAUAUUAGUAAUAAAACUUCGAUGAUUUUAUAUUUGUUAUUUAUAUUAAAAACGUUUUCUUUUUCUGCAUUCACGAAAACCUCCUUUUUCUCAUUUAAAUAUUUUUAAAAUGGCGAGAAAACUGAUUAUAUCCUGCAAAAUUAAGAAAAUCAAUGAUAACAGCAAAAAUCCAUGAAAACAUUUCAUAACUGUACAUAUAGCUUCUGAAAUUUUUCACCCAAUUUUGUGAUUGACCUAAAUAUCACUUUUAAACAAUUUACUUUUUUACAUAAGUAGAUUAUCAUUUGUCUUAUCAUUAUCAUUUGAAAAUUUUGAAUAUCAUAAAUAAUGCAACAAAUCUUGAAUGUAUGAAAAUAAUAUAGAAUUCUACAUAACUUUGGCUCAAAUUUAUAAUUCGUCCAAAUAUUUCUUUUUAACUAUUAACUUCUUUCAUGUUGAUAAAAUACUGUAUGUGAAUUUGAAUUUCAAAUUUUCUUUUUAUCGAAUUGAUUCUUUUGAGUUUGGCAAUUUUUAUAUCUCCGAUUAUUUAUACUACUUUUCACUUAAUAUAGAAUUUUAAGAUUAUAGAUUUCUGCAUCCAAUUCUAACUAUUCCUGUGUUCUUUUUGUAAUAAACAUUUCUCUUGAACCAUAAAAAGUUACCACAAGUUGUAUUGUAGAAUAUUUUAAACGGUUCUUCUUU